GGCAGUGAACGUCACCAGUGCAUACGAAUUCCACGAAACACUCGAUUCCAAAAAAUAAUUACGGAAUUCUCGUAAAUAAUCUGUGUAAACGGAAAUGCGCACAUGGAUCGUCUGAUUAAUUCCAAUUGGAGAGCGAAGAGAAAGAAGAAUGAAGGCUAGAGCCAGAGCUUACGCCUUGGAGAUGAUCCUGGGGAUCGUCCUCCAUGCAGCCCAAGGUCAAUUACUAGCAAAAGAGCAUCGGACACAUGCGGCAUCCGAACGAAUCAAUGAUCUCUGGUGUUAUCAGUGUGAUACGAUGGAAGAUGGUGAAAAAUGUGUGGACUUAAUCAGCAAUCACACAUCCCUCAUGAAAAAGUGCAAGGAUGAUAAAAGAAUUUGCAUUGUCAAGAGGUUCUCCUUCACCACGAGCACUGAGAACUCGACGUCGGAGCCGAUGAUGUGGGCUAUUGAGAGAAAUUGUACAAAUAAAUGUGAACCUGGGUGUAUCGUCAUCGGGGAAAGGACUAAACUUUACGCGUGUACAGCUUGUUGUGAAAAAUCACUUUGCAAUACGGGAAAAGGAACAGCCGCCGAGAUGAGCACCCAAGAGAUCGGUUUUGUUUUUGCUCUGAUAUUUCAAGCUCUUCUUACUGUUACAUUGUAUCCAGCGUAACAUCGAGAAUAGGCCAAAUCAUUCUCAUAUUUACAACCUAAUGCGGAUAAAUUGAAGAAAGUUUAUUAUAAAAAAACAUUGAAGUUCGAUAAUUAUUUCUUAAUCCAGAAAUUUCUGAAAAUACAAGUUUUUUCGUCUCGACUGGACAUUUUAUCGAGUUUUUUGGAAAAAUUAGAAGUUUUUUACACAUCAAUUAUUUAAUUACCAGAGACAUCGUUAGGCGGGACAAUAGUUAAUGAUUUAUCGUUAUGAAUUAUCUCAAAUUAUUAUUUUUUCUUCGAUUGAUGGAUUAUUUACGAGAAUUACUGAUGGAGGAAUAAAACGGGAAAGUUGAAAAAUGUUA
This is a messenger RNA of Fopius arisanus, 995 nucleotides long. RefSeq lists its product as uncharacterized. The record is from RefSeq and is a predicted model, not a curated record. The transcript is spliced from 3 exons. Bases 149 to 652 code for a protein of 167 amino acids. Lineage: Eukaryota; Metazoa; Arthropoda; Insecta; Hymenoptera; Braconidae.